UAUAAAUUUCUCUUUCCACCCCAACGUUCAUUCACACUUCAACCAAAUUAUUCUCUUAUAUCCCUAGAAGCCCAUACUCCAAAAGGCAAUAUGGCUGAAACCAAGAUCUUUGAAACAGAUCUCUGGGGCGAGCAUCGUGGCCGCCAUCCUUCCAUGCCCGACCUCAAGAAUCGACUCUCCGUGGAGAUCAGGGAGAAGCUUGCCAACGAAGUCGCGGGACGACCGGGGACAGCCUAUGUUGACUACAAGGGCCGCAUUAGAAAGGUGGCCGAUCACGGAAAGCUUUACGAUGACGCCCAUGCAGAAGAGCUCACUUUCGGCCCGGACGGAUCUGACACUGGCAAGAAUUGGCAUGGCUGGACUACCGCUCAUUUGAAGGUUGAGUUUGACGUUGAGUCUAUUUAAUGUUCAUACAUAGUCUUCAAAUUGAUUAAGUUAUCGUUACAUACAGCCAAAUGCAGUCGAGAGUAC
Aspergillus versicolor CBS 583.65 is the source of this 471-nucleotide messenger RNA. RefSeq lists its product as uncharacterized. The record is from RefSeq and is a predicted model, not a curated record. NCBI's taxonomy places the organism in Eukaryota, Fungi, Ascomycota, Eurotiomycetes, Eurotiales, Aspergillaceae. The transcript has a single exon. Bases 91 to 405 code for a protein of 104 amino acids.